UUUAAACUAAUUAAUUGGCAGCCAUCAAUGACCCCAAUUCCCACUUUAAUAAUACCAAAAUACAUAGACUCAAAAGUUAAGAGUAACACCCAGUGAAAACCCAUCUGGGUUUCUUCAUUUUCAUCGUGUUAUAUCCAAAGUUCUUGAAAGAAUCCCAAUUUCAUGCAUUCUUUGAUAUCAAUUUGCAAAACCCAGAAGCGAAAGCUUGAAAUCUCACAAAAGGGUCAAGUUCUUGCACAUGAAAGGGGAAAGAUUUUGAAGAUUGUUGCAUAGUUUUUUCUUCAAGCUUGAUAAAAAUGGAGGCGGAUGAAGGGAAAUCGUUGGUGGAAACACCAACAUGGGCUGUUGCUAGUGUCGUAUCUGUCAUGGUUCUUGUUGGAUUCUUCAUGAAUGCAGCUCUUCGACACAUUGAGAAGUGGUUGUAUAGAACAAAGAGGAAAGCUCUUUUUGCUGCUCUAGAAAAGAUUAAAGAAGAAUUAAUGCUCUUUGCGAUUCUGUCAUUGCUGAUGGGUCAUUGGAUCGUCUAUAUUUCAAAGAUUUGUGUUAAAUCGUCAGCAAUUAGCAGCCGAUUUUAUCCAUGUUCCAUUGAUAAAAGCUUCAUAGUUACAGAGGCAGUUGAUGAUCGAAUAUCUUUCAAUAAUCAUUCUAAUUACUCUGUUUCCAGACAGCUUUUGAGCCAUACACACACCCAAAUCUGCCCAGAGGGUAGUUCAUCUUUUGCUUCAAAAGAAAGCCUUGAACAACUUCAUCGAUUCCUAUUUGCUUUGGGUGUAACACAUGUAACUUACAGCUUCGUUGCAAUUGCACUCGCCAUGAUCAAGAUCUACAGCUGGAGAAUUUGGGAAAACCAAGCCAAAUCCAUGGCUCAACCUCCACCACAAGGAAUGAGAAGAUUAUCUACUUUUAUUUAUCGCAACACUGCUCAUCCAUGGAGUCAACACAAUAUCCUCGUUUGGCUGCUUUGUUUCAGCAGACAGAUUUGGAGUUCUAUAAAUAGAACCGAUUACUUAGCUUUGAGAUUAGGAUUCAUAACAACUCAUAACCUACCAUUAUCAUACGACUUCCAUAACUAUAUGCUUCGAAGCAUGGAGGAAGAGUUUCGGGAUAUUGUUGGGAUAAGCAUCCCGCUAUGGAUUUUUGCCAUUUCGUGUGUUCUUCUUGGUUUUCAUGGUACAUAUAUAUACUUCUGGUUGUCGUUUCUUCCAGCAAUUUUCAUUGUCCUCGUGGGUACUAAACUACAUCGGAUAGUAAUAAAACUGGCUGUUGAAACCAAGAACACAAGUCAAAGUCAAACCACAGAAACGCAUCGAAUUAACUUGAGAGAUGAACUCUUUUGGUUCGGAAGACCGAGGCUUCUGUUACGAUUGAUACAAUUCAUCUCUUUUCAGAAUGCUUUUGAAAUGGCGACAUGUCUUUGGUCCUUGUGGGAGGUGAAUGAAACUUCUUGUUUUACAAAGGACCAUAGUGUUCUUAUGAUUCGCUUGACGUUUGGGAUUGUUUCACAGUUUUGGUGUAGUUUCAUCACAUUUCCUCUCUACGUUAUUGUUACUCAGAUGGGUUCUCAGUUCAAGAAAACGAUAGUGUCUGAAAACGUGAGAGAAUCAUUGCACACGUGGCGGAGGAGGGUGAAGGAGAAACACAGACAUGAUUCCACUUUCGCUCUCCUUCCAGCGACAUCAUCCACCAUGUCUUUAGACUCGAUGGUGGAUGAUGAUUAUGAUGAGAUUGUGCCAAUAUCAAGUCCAGAUGAUUUCUUCGAAGAAAGUCAAAGUCAAGUUCUUGAAGUUUCUACACAUGAUGAAAAUGCUCAAUUAGUUCCGGGUAGGGAUGAUGACAACGAUUGUGAUGAGAUAGAUAUUUCGUGUGAUUCAGAAAGAUUUGAACCCGUAAUUUUGAAGUCAUAGAAAUCUAGUAAUAUAUACAUACCAAGUUAUGGCAUUAUGUUUUUGUAUGGAUUCUUGUUGUGAAGAAAUACGAUAUGCGUCUAUUUUAUAACAA
Lactuca sativa (garden lettuce) is the source of this 1998-nucleotide messenger RNA. Its product is annotated as MLO-like protein 4. NCBI's taxonomy places the organism in Eukaryota, Viridiplantae, Streptophyta, Magnoliopsida, Asterales, Asteraceae. Gene Ontology annotation, biological process: defense response. The record is from RefSeq and is a predicted model, not a curated record. Gene Ontology annotation, cellular component: membrane.